AAGUAGGACGACGCUCAGUUGUCUCUCGCGUGUCUAUCUUGUGUGUUGUGUGUCAUUUGUUGUCGCCCGCGCUUCUUGUUUAUUCUUACAUUUUAGUAAGACUUCAAUAAAGUGUAAUGUGUAAUUGAACGUGUGUUUUGUUAUUCAAUUGAUUAAUACGCCAAGCGGUCUAUCAAAAAAAUAAACGCCGCUGCAAACAGUUCAUGAGAAUUUGGCAUUUAAAUCGAGUUGUUCCUGGUGCUGCCGCUGUUGUUGUUGUUGUACUUGGCGUUGCCGCUGCUGCAGCUACUUAGAAAUAAUAAACAACAACAGAAACUGUAGCAUGGCAGCGGCGUUUUAAGUGUUGGCGUUGGCGUUAUAUAUGUUUUUUUCUUUAUGCUAAAAUUGCGGACGCACCCACCCAACCACAAACCCAACAACAACAAUAAAAACAAAACAAAAUUUAAAAAAAAAGUCCCAAUUUGCUGUGUAACUGUGCUUAUAACCCUGUAUGUGUGUGUGUGCAUGGGUGUGCGAGCAAGGCAGGGACAGGAGCAUGGGCUGCCCAGCCGGUUUCGCAGCGCUAGUUAAUUGACAACAACAACAUAAAAUAAAAGUUACCAAAACGAAAUAAAUCGAAGAAAUAAAAACAGCAUGCAACAAGCAACGAGUUAAACAAAUGUUUAAAUGUUUCUAAACAUAUUUCAAUAUACACAUCAAUGUUUCCCAUGCAUGUUUCAAGUGAACAGCACCAGCAACAACAGCCACAUUUGGAACAACAGCAACAUUAGCAACAACAGCAAAAUUAGCAACAACAGCAACCGCAACAACAGUCCCCAAACGAUCCCCCAACAUGCACUCACCGGGCAUUGAGUAGUUUCUAUAAUUAGCCAAAAAGCACCAAAGGUGGUCUGCUCAGCUAAUCAUUGUAUUUAAUUCGCCCCACCCCUGCAUCCACAAUCCCCCCCUGCGGAAUAACAACACACACCACCUACGGCUCUGAGCAGCCCACACACACACACAACAAGCAAACAACGCCACCCACUUUCAUCAACUUGAACAUCAUGCGACGGGCGGAGCUGCUCCAACUGACCAUUCUUGUCUACGCUUGUUGCUGGCUCCUGGUUGAUGCCCACAAUUGCCAGCAUCAGCAUCCCAAGGCGCACGAGGUGGUGCAUGGUGUACGCAUUCAGCUGGCGGCCCUCGAUGAUUAUGAUGGUAACGAUGACGUCGACGGCGGGGAGCCAACGAAGCAGCACAGCGUGCGCCGACGCAGCGUUGUCGCCGAUCAGCCGCUUCGCAUUCUCCUCGUCUACGAUGAGUCCGUCUACAGAUUGGAGGAAGAGAAAUUCAAUUUAAUAAACGACACAGUGCUGCCGGAAGCGGUGCAAUUCUGGGAACAGGCGCUGAUGGUGCGAGAAACCAAGGGUGCCAUCCGUCUCAAUCGGAAAUGUGACAGCACCCAGGUGUAUGUGAAGAAUGGACACACCCACUGCAUCGACCAUUGCAAGGCGACGACAAUGUGCGGCGAGGUCCAAGUACCCAAUGCCCACUUAGAUGUGUGUCGGGUGUGCAACAGCACUGGACAGAAUUGCCGGAUUGACAACACGACAAAGCCCGGCGAUGGCAUUGAGAAUGCGGACUUCAUCUUCUAUGUGUCGGCGCGGCAGACGCCACGCUGUUACAAGGGUCUGACCGUCGCGUAUGCGGCCCACUGUCAGCAGGAGGCGCUGCUCGAUCGUCCAAUUGCCGGGCAUGCCAAUCUCUGUCCUGAUAGCAUAAGCACCAAGCCGCAAGAGUUGCAAACACUGAUAUCCACCGUCAAGCAUGAGAUUCUGCACGCUCUCGGAUUCUCAGUCAGUUUGUAUGCCUUCUUCCGGGACGAUGAUGGACGACCACGCACGCCACGCAAAUCCGACACGGGCAAGCCCUAUUUAAAUGAAAAAUUGCAGAUACAUCAGUGGAGCAAUGAGACCAUACGCAAAGUGGAGCGCUCCAAUUGGGCUGUGCGCGGUGGUCAUGUGAAGAAGAUGGUCGACAUGCUGGUCACGCCCCGUGUGGUGGCCGAGGUGCGCGCCCAUUUUGACUGCGAUAAGUUGGAGGGCGCCGAACUGGAGGAUCAGGGUGGUGAGGGCACGGCCCUGACGCACUGGGAGAAACGUAUACUCGAGAAUGAGGCGAUGACGGGCACGCACACACAAUCGCCCGUCUUUUCGCGCAUAACACUCGCCCUUAUGGAGGAUUCGGGUUGGUAUCGUGCCAACUAUUCGAUGGCAACGCCACUCACCUGGGGCAAGGGCCUGGGCUGCAUGUUUGCCAUGCGCAGCUGCAAGGAUUGGAUACAAAUGAAUCAUGACAGAGGUCGCUCCAUACAUCCGUUCUGCUCGAAGGUGAAACAGGAUCCUCUGCAAACGGAAUGCACGGACGAUCGCAAUUCGGUUGCGCUCUGUAAUCUGAUUAAGCAUGAAUACGAAUUGCCCAAUUCAUAUCAGAAUUUUGAUGCGCUCAAGAACAUCAAGUCCGGCGAGGAGGGCUAUUAUGGUGGCUCCGUUUCGUUAGCAGAUCAUUGUCCCUAUAUCCAGGAGUUCACGUGGCGCAGCAAGAACAUCAUUGUGCGCGGCUCCCAUUGUCGUUUCGUUGAGAAUAAUCCAAAGCCCGAAAAGAAUUUUGCACUGGAGAGCUAUGGGCAUGGCUCGAAGUGUUUCGAUCACAGUGAAUCGAUGUGGGAGGAGCGCUCCUGUCACCAGACACGCGAAUGGCAGCAUUGGGGCAGUGGCUGUUACAAAUACAGCUGCUUCGAUGGUCGCCUGCACAUCCUUGUGGGCAACUAUAGCUACAAAUGCUCAUUUCCUGGCCAGAAGCUGUCCAUACGCAUCGUAUCGAAUGAUUGGCUGCACAAGGGCGCCAUUAUGUGUCCGCCGUGCCAUGAAGUGUGCGGUUCCCAUUUUGCCGCACAGGGCAAACAAUGCCGGCCGGGCGAGGAGCCCGAUCCACUCAAUAAAUAUCCACGCGAUGAUCUCGCGUGCGGCGCUGGCUUACCACAGCGUCUCUCGUUGGCCAUAUUCAGUGCUGUUGUGCUUUUAACCAUAUACCGGGGGGGCGUAUAUGCUGCUCCAGAUAGCUAAGCUAAUCUCAAACUAGGCACAUGUUUUAAUAUUUAAUGUUUAAUGUUUCUCUUUAUAUAUAUAUAUAUUUUGUAGUGAAAUUUGUAAAUUGCAAUUGUACAAUACGCUCAAUUUGCCUAGAUUUAAGAAUCAGUGGUAAGUGUAAUGUUCCCCCAAUUUUAAUUUUUACAUUUUAGCAAUAUGUGUAUUUCUAAUUGUAUUUGUAUUUGUCGUAUUGUAUCCCGAUAUGUGAUCUUUACUAAGGAUAUGCUGAAAGCGUCAUAUUUCAAUCUGAUGAAUAUGACGUCGAAGCAGAGCUCUUAAGCUAUCUAUAUACAUUCCAAAGUUUUGCCACUUUUAUUUACUCAAAGGCUAGUCACAAUCUUUGAACUAUUAUCAGAUUAUUUUUAUUAUUGAUAGUUCUGAUUGUGACACUUGCCAAUUUUUUUGUAAUUUUACUUUUGUUAUUUGUCGACCACAAAAUCUUUGUUAUUUAUUGUUGCGAAAUUCGUUAUCUUAUCUUGUGAUUUAUAUUAUUCGAUGUCGGCUUUUUUUUGCCCAGCUUUGUUUCUCAUGUGUGUUCUGUGUGUGCGAGUUUGCUCCAACGCCAAUUGCUAUUUGGGCAGCCUACUAAGCAUUUAGAAUCAGUACAACCACCCAAGAAAAUGUUCUAAAAUUUUCAUAUUCUAGUAAUUAAGCUACAUUUGUGAAUAAACUCUAUUGUAUAUAUGGAAA
This is a messenger RNA of Drosophila grimshawi, 3818 nucleotides long. RefSeq names its product leishmanolysin-like peptidase (gene Invadolysin). Gene Ontology annotation, molecular function: metalloendopeptidase activity. NCBI's taxonomy places the organism in Eukaryota, Metazoa, Arthropoda, Insecta, Diptera, Drosophilidae. Bases 1044 to 3104 code for a protein of 686 amino acids. Gene Ontology annotation, cellular component: cytoplasm; membrane. The record is from RefSeq and is a predicted model, not a curated record. The transcript is spliced from 9 exons. Gene Ontology annotation, biological process: proteolysis; cell adhesion.